GUCAACUCUUCUAUCACUCUAUCAACUCUUUCAACGCUUCUGAUCAUCACCUACAACAUGGCCUCCCUCGCCCCAUCUCCUCAAGCCAUUGGCGUAUUCUCUCAGUUCAUCGCUCAAGGCCCAGAGACGCUUGUUAUGAAGGAAAAGGUCAUGUCUCUCACCGGCGACAGCUUCAGCAUCAAGCUCGCAAACGGUACGCCCCUGUUGAAAGUCGAGGGCAAAGUCAUGAGCAUCUCAGGACGAAAGAAGAUGUUUGACAUGCAAGGCAACCACAUAUGCAGCCUUGUCAAGGAGCAUUUCCACAUCCACACGACGUUUGCAGUGGAGGAUCCCAGUGGUGCGAAGAUCAUGGAGGUGAAGAGUAAUUUCAAGUUGUUCGGAAGCAAGGCAACUGCAACCUUUACCUCGCAAAGCGGAAAGCAGGAGACUCUUGUUAUGCAUGGCAACUAUUUCGAUACCAGCGCUGAUAUUAUUGAUGAAGCACAGGGGGGCUUCAUCGUCGCACGUAUCAACCGCAAAAUCCUCAGCGGCAAAGAUAUACUUUUCGGCCAGCAAACAUACGGCGUGCAGAUUGCACCGGGUGUAGAUAUGGCGCUCAUUGCUGCUCUCUGCAUCUGCCUGGAUGAGAAGAACAACGAGCAAUCAGGCUAAAUACCCCCUAUUGUUUCCAUGACGAAUGAAUGAGUCUUUUUACCAUUUCCUCGAUUGCUUCCUUCUCUUUGUCGUCACAACGCAUGAAGUGGUCUGGGAUUGAAUACAUCCCAGGCAUACUAGUUAAUGAUAACGAAUACCAAACAUCUCGCCCAUCGGGCAACUUAGCCCAA
Molecule: messenger RNA, 824 nt
Organism: Pyrenophora tritici-repentis Pt-1C-BFP
Lineage: Eukaryota; Fungi; Ascomycota; Dothideomycetes; Pleosporales; Pleosporaceae
Product: Tub-2 domain containing protein
Source: RefSeq, a predicted model, not a curated record